GUAGUGCUGGUGAUCAAGAGCGAGUGUGAGGUUUACUCCGGUCAUCUGCGUGACCCAAAGAUGAAAUCAGCAUUGCUGCGGGCACUGUUUACUAUCGGCCUUUUGUGUCGCUAUUUUGAUUUCGAUUCUUUCUACCCAGAAGACAAAAAGCCUCAGCACCAGGUUCGAAAUCCAAAGAUACCGAGCGAAAAUCUCGACAUAUCUCCUCGCUCUGCAAGAAAACCGGAUCCGCCUGUGCGUGGAAGUUCACACGCUGUCUUCAAGAAGAAUUUACAUUACGAUCAAAAAGAACGCAAUUUCGGUUGGAAAAAGAAGGAUAUCAGACGCACCGUUAACCGCGGGAAGAAAGUUAGCUAG
Molecule: messenger RNA, 357 nt
Organism: Soboliphyme baturini
Lineage: Eukaryota; Metazoa; Nematoda; Enoplea; Dioctophymatida; Soboliphymatidae
Source: the annotation of a GenBank genome assembly